AACCGAAUUUCGUAAUUUCGAAACGAACGAUUUCAGCCGGCGAAGGGGAGAAGAAAAUGUCCGCAUCGACGGAUCAGGAUCCCGUGGAACUGAUGCUGAAGAAGACCGGCUGUAUAGAGCUUCACUACAAGGUGCAGGAGUGCAUUGCCGAGACGGGAGACUGGAGGGCUUGCCAGGAAAAAGUUAAGGAGUUCCGCGCGUGCAUGCAGAAGUACGUGGAGCAGCAGAGCCAGAAGUAUGCCCACGUCAAGUAG
Messenger RNA from Drosophila yakuba, 254 nucleotides. RefSeq names its product cytochrome c oxidase assembly factor 4 homolog, mitochondrial. The transcript has a single exon. Gene Ontology annotation, biological process: mitochondrial respiratory chain complex IV assembly. NCBI's taxonomy places the organism in Eukaryota, Metazoa, Arthropoda, Insecta, Diptera, Drosophilidae. The record is from RefSeq and is a predicted model, not a curated record. Gene Ontology annotation, cellular component: mitochondrial intermembrane space. Bases 57 to 254 code for a protein of 65 amino acids.